ACAUUAUUAAUCAUCAUGGAAAUUGGAAGUUAAAUACAAAACAAAACUUGAGUUUCACGAGCCCACCCAUAUCUUAAUUAAAAUGUAUGUACCUAAGAAUGUAAGAUACAAUAUUAAAAUAACGAAAUAAAACGUAGGUAGGUAUGUAAUAAUUGUUAAUAAUUCCGUAUCAUAAACUUUGAUCUACGCGAUUUAAAAAUUCUUCUACCGUCAACUCAUUAUUACUAAUUAUAUACUUAUGAAAUAAAUUAUUCAAGAUAAUAACCCUAGGAAUUGAAGCUGUACCACGGAUAAAAAAAAAAUUAUUUAUCAUUAUAAAUGAAAAUAUAAUAGAAUAUUUUGUAUUUUUGAACUCUUUGUCUGACAAUAAAAAUGAAAUCUGGACUUUUAGUCCCCGGAGACCUUUCGUUCGGGAUUUAUAGUGUAUACGGUUACCUAGUCCUUAUAAACCUUAUACUCAGUAUAUGAUAAUACUAUAGUCUGCAAAAGAUUCCAUUUUUUAUCAGAACGCGACUUAGAUUAAACUUAUGGUCCAGAAUGUACCCUGAGUUUGAGAUAUUUAACAUUAUUAUUGUGUUGAAUAAUAAUUUUUAUUGGCUUAAUGUAUAAUAUACUAUAUUUAAAAAAAAUUAUAAAAGUCAAGAACUGGGUAUGUAGAAUCGAAUUAAAUAUUUUGAUUAAUUUUUAUGGAAGACAUUAUAGUUUAAAAUUCAAAUCAUGUGUAUAAUAUUCAGAGGCCGUUCUGCUAACAAAGUUCGGCCGUGCAAACAUGCUCUUUUAGUACUUGGUCAAUAAAAAACCAUUGAUAUCGUAAAAGAUGAAAUAAAUAAUAUUACCAAUACCUAUUCAUAUAUAGUUUUGUACGUACACAUAAUAAAUAGAUAUGUACAUACUACAUAGGCUACCUAGCUCUGUUAAAAGGGAUACACACUUAAGGCACCAUAUGUAUGGCUAGUAAACGUACUAUCCGCGUAUUCAGAAGUGGGAUUUUUUGAGAGGGGGUAUUUUGAGAAGAAUAACCUGCCGACCGUCCGGGCAAGACGAUCACCCAUCAAACCGUAUUCUGAGGUCGCAGUGGAUACAUCGUCGGGUCUUCCAAGACAUCUUACGUUUCUCAAGUCAUUUGUUUUCAAUUCGCCAAUACUUUACCAUCAUACUACGCUGUGACGUCUAUUUAAAAUCUGAUUAUCUUCAAGAUAAUAAAUAAAUACUCCACAAUGGACGAAAUGAAACAAUUAGCUACAACAUUGAUGCAGCAUAGAUCAUUCAAAGAGAGGCAAGAAUGUCUGAGGGAAUCACUCGAUCAUCUGUCAUUUGACUAUCCUGAUAUAUACGCAGUGUUGUAUAGAGAGAUAAAAAGAAGAGAAAUGGAAUCUAAUAAUCCAAAUCAAAUUGCUAAGUGGUUAAAAAAUUUAACCCAAAAAUCAUAUGUCAAGCUUCACGAAUCAUUGAUGAUGGUAAAAAAUAGCAACAUCAUGGCCAAAGAGGAGCUCAUGUACAACAUAAGGUGUAUGCUAAACCGAACAAUUAAAACUGGUACUAACAUUGAAGAAACAAUGAAAAUAUGCCAUUUAAUUGGAAAAUCAACACACUUGAAAAUAUUUAACGAGAAUUUGAAACAACUCAUUAGUGAAGUAAAUCAGUUGAGCAACACUCAAUGCCAUAUGCCAGAAGAAACCCUGACAGAAAAUAUUUGGAUAAAAAAUGUCAGACCACCACAAAUAGACCCUUUCCAGCGAUCUGCUCAACAGCAGCAUACGCGUGUUUGGAAAAAUAUGAUGCAACCAACCAAUUUAGAAUCAGUUCGGGGUCAACCACACUUAAGCAUCGAAUGUUACGGAUAUGACCACCUGGAAAUGAUUGCAAAUGUCAAUAGUCCUUCUACUGAGAGCAAUCCACAGCCAGUUAUCAACGUAACUAUUGUUAAUCAAGAAAUGGAAGGAGCAGUUGCCAAGUGGCUCCAUUAUUUGAAACUACAUAAAUACCAAUGGUUCUUCAAUAGCCUCAGUUAUCUUGAAAUUGUAUUCAUCGAUGAGGACAACAUUGAUAGUUUUAUAGCUAAAGUUAACAGAAACUCCAUUACAAAAGGCGCACAAAAAAAGAUUUGCAGAUCCACAAAGAUGUUGAGGGAUCGGCCACAAAUGUUGAAUGACUUAUUAUUGAAAUUGGAUUUGGAUGUUACUCCCUAUGAACUGUGUGAACUCAUGUCAUACAUGCGAGAUAUCUUACAUUAUCCCAUACCGAACAAGAACUGUAUUGAUGGCGAUCAAUUGCAACAAGAUAUAGUCCUUGUCAUGGAGAAAUUGUUAAAUCAACUACUGGAGAAACUAGGUUUGAUCCGUUAUCUAGUCGCCCAGAGUCUACUUGGAAUGUCCAUCAAUAAAUACUUGGAAUGUACACUGUUAAUUAUUCGUAAUCAAACUUUCAUGAAACAUCAAAUUGACAAAACAUUGAUGUUUGCUAAUACCUUAAAAUAUAAAGUCUAUAGAAUUCCUAGAAACUUUAACUAACAUUUUUAGAAAUAUUCCAUAAAAUCUUCAUAUUACAUAGUAUGCAUUGUUUUGAUUAAUGUUAUUGUUUGUGACUUAUUUUUUUAUACCAAAUAUUG
Molecule: messenger RNA, 2608 nt
Organism: Myzus persicae (green peach aphid)
Lineage: Eukaryota; Metazoa; Arthropoda; Insecta; Hemiptera; Aphididae
Exons: 5
Coding region: 1218-2510 (430 amino acids)
Biological process (GO): nuclear-transcribed mRNA poly(A) tail shortening
Cellular component (GO): P-body
Molecular function (GO): mRNA binding; translation repressor activity
Source: RefSeq, a predicted model, not a curated record